Molecule: messenger RNA, 609 nt
Organism: Pipistrellus nathusii (Nathusius's pipistrelle)
Lineage: Eukaryota; Metazoa; Chordata; Mammalia; Chiroptera; Vespertilionidae
Source: the annotation of a GenBank genome assembly
AUGAACCUCAGAACCAGAGCCACCUCUGCUCCUGUCUUCCAGGUGUUGCUGCAGCUGUCACUGCUCCUGACUGCGAUGGUUCCCUUCACCCUCGGAGAAAGAAAUAGAAACUUAGAGGAAGCUGAAGUUUCUAUCCCAGGUGGAAGUGUGCAAGAGGAGCUCUAUGCUGAACUUCGCUGCAUGUGUACACAGACCACUUCUGGCAUUCAUCCCAGGAACAUCCAAAAUUUGAAGAUGUUUAAGGCAGGAACCCAUUGCCCCAAUGUUGAAGUGAUAGCCACGCUGAAGAAUGGGAAGAAGAUCUGCCUGGAUCCAAAUGCUCCCAUGAUCAAGAAGAUAAUCCAGAAAUUUUUGGAAGUUUCUAUCCCAGCUGGAAGUGUGCAAGAGGAGCGCUAUGCUGAACUUCGCUGCACGUGUAUACAGACCAUCUCUGGCAUUCAUCCCAGGAACAUCCAAAAUUUGAAGAUGUUCAAGGCAGGACCCCAUUGCCCCAAUAUUGAAGUGAUAGCCACGCUGAAGAAUGGGAAGAAGAUCUGCCUGGAUUCAAAUGCUCCCAUGAUCAAGAAGAUAAUCCAGAAAUUUUUGGAAGGUGAUGAGUCAGCUGUUUAA